UAAUAAGAAACACCGUCGUCAAGGAACUAGUUAGCUUCUCGAGAACCACAAGAUUUCAAACAAAGAUUUUAUAAGAUUUUUGUGUCAUUUGAUGUGAUAUGGUGUGUUUUUUUUCUAUUUAACCCUUGCCUGAAGCCUGCAAAAAUUCCACUUUUAUUGACUAGUUCUAAAGAGUAACUUUUUGGCGCUUGGAAGUGAGGAGGCUCCGUUUUGUUGGCCUAGCUUUCGUUGCAAUGCUGAAAGCUGCUGCUGCUGCCGUUGCCGUGUGAGCAGACUCGCUGUAAUGUCCCUCUAGCACGCUACAUCCUCCACCUCCUAGUGCUGCUCCACCUUAAAUGAGAUCACGAGAACUUGCUGACCUUCGCCCAAGUGCUCCGAUUCCACCACACAUUUGCCUUAUUUGAAUCUUCAUCGGGCAUUGAUUAUUCCCAUGGACGAGCAUUUGCAGGAGACACACAAAAUCCUUCCAUGAGGUUUAAGGAAGCUUGCUCCACGAGGGACCUUCUUAUAGUUUGCACGUCAAGAGCUUUGCGGGCUCUUUAGCUAUAGUGCUUGUACAACAAAGUUUUAUUUCUUUACGAAGUUUCAGUUUUUGUGAUAUUAGGCUAUAUUUCUUAUAGUUACGUUAAACUCGCCUAAACCAGUUAGUCACAAUACUUUUUCAAGUCUAAAAUAUCAUUGAAACUAAAAAUCACAUAGUUGUGUUUAAGAAUUGAAAAACACCACUCCAUCAACUUUCGACUUUUGGUCCUCUAACGGCCAUAAGGAAACGCAAGUAUACCCGAUGCGAGAAUCUAUUGAAACUACACAUACCCUUCAAAAGUAUUCUUCUGAGAGCUGUAAAACGAAGAAGAAAGCUCUGUAAAAGCAUUUAAAGUCGAAUAAUAAUUUUGUGAUAGUAGAAUUCCCCGAGUUCUGUUUUCGUGUCAUCUGUUCUUCUCUUACGUGACUUUCAGCGUUUGAGUUUGUCGUAUUCGAGCUCAAGUAGAAUCUGUUUACAGUACACUGCGACAAUACAUAGUUUGCGAGUGACUCAGCUUCAUGCCUCAUCCAGUCCCAAGUGCUUAGCUGUAACUUUGAUGUGUCUAUCUUGUUAUGUGCCCCGUACCAACCUCAGUGAAUGGUCGAGUUUUGUGUCGAACUGUCGGAGAAGUUCCUGCUCAGUCUAGCUGUCUCUUGCCUCAUUUGACCAAUACCAACAAUAUGUUGUUAAAGAACAAGUCGUGCUUAAUAUGAGAUGACGUCUGCAGUUAAAAGGUAGAAUAGAGGUAAGAGAAAAUAUUUGUUCGUUCUAUCGCUCAUCGAAUUGGCUCAAUCCUGGAACAGCUGCAUAAGAUUAGCAGCCUAGUAGCUUAGUUCACUGUUACCCGAACCAUUUGUGUGAAAACUUUGUGCCAGACUAUAAUUUACUACGGGAAGAUCUCAUUCAUUAAUCAGAAUUAACAGGACCAAUAAUUUUGUGAAGACAACGACUCAUCAUUGUUAAGGAUUCGUAUCUUUAGUACUAGAAUUGUGUGAGUAGGAAAUAUCAUCUUUAUUUAGUCAUAUGACCUCAAGCCUCAAGUUAAAGUUACCAUAAUCUCGGGAGAACAGACGGAUUCAGAAAAAAGACGGAUCAUCUUCAGUAAAUACUUGGCGGCUGUACGCUCGUGACGUCACCGUGUCUAGCCGCAAGUAGAAUAGAUACAGAGGAUCACAGUCGCGCACUUCCUAAGGACUGUCAUCGUUUUUUGGACCAACAAGGUAGCAUCUGGUGUAACCGGCCCCUCUCGGUUGGGUGCGGUGCAUCGCUAUGUGGUGAUAUUGUAUAGAAGAUGAGUGAAGAGUCGGAAUCAGUGAACGAGGAGGAGCGCAGUCUAUUUAGGCCGUUCACGAGAGAAAGUCUAGCGGCUCUCGAAGCGAGAAUCGCCGAGGAGCAUGCCAAGCAGAAGGAGCUACAAAAGAAGAAAGAGGAAGCGGAGGGAGGAGGUAUCAAAUUUGGCCGUAAAAAGAAAGAAAAAGGCAAAAAGGGAAGGGGAACGAGCGCCGGGAGCGGGGGUGGUGGUGGUGGCCAUCAACCAUCCGAAGGGGAUGAGAUCAAUUACAAUGACGAUGACGACGAGGAUGGGCCUCAGGCUGAUCCUAACCUCGAGCAAGGAAUGCCUUUACCGAAUCGCUUGGCAAACCAAUUCCCGAGCGAAAUGGUGGGAGUCCCGUUGGAGGAUAUCGAUCCCUUCUACUACAACAAAAGGAUGUUCACGGUCAUCAGUAAAGGGAAGGAUAUCUUCAGAUUUUCAGCCACAGACGCCCUGUGGCUGCUCAGCCCCUUCAGCCCCCUCAGACGCACCGCCAUCUACAUCCUCAUUAACCCCUUGUUUAAUUUCUUCAUCAUCUGCACCAUCCUCUCCAACUGCAUGCUUAUGAUGAGACCUUCCACGGAAGUCAUCGAAGCCUCCGAAGUGCUCUUCACUGCAAUUUAUACCUUCGAGUCCGGAGUAAAAGUGAUGGCCAGAGGGUUCAUCCUGGAGGGCUUCACGUACCUCAGAGACGCCUGGAACUGGCUCGACUUCGUCGUCAUAGCCCUGGCCUACGUGACGAUGGGUAUCGAUCUCGGCAACCUGUCUGCCCUCAGAACUUUCCGCGUACUAAGAGCCCUCAAAACAGUCGCCAUCGUGCCCGGCCUGAAAACCAUCGUGGGAGCUGUGAUAGAGUCAGUGAAGAACCUGCGAGACGUGAUCAUCCUGACGGUGUUCUCUCUGUCCGUCUUCGCGCUGCUAGGUCUUCAAAUUUACAUGGGCGUCCUCUCGCAAAAGUGCAUUGUAAAGUUUGACUUCUCCAGAGAAAACUGGACGCACGAAGAAUACUUUUUACAUAACAAUAAUUCAUCUCAUUGGAUGUCGUCUGAAGAUGACUCUAGCUUCUACCCAUUAUGUGGCAACAGUAGUGGCGCAGGGCAAUGCCCGCGGGGAUUUUUGUGUCUACAAGGCUACGGACCCAACCCCGACUACGGCUACACAUCCUUCGACAGCUUCUCCUGGGCACUCCUCUCCGCCUUCAGACUCAUGACGCAGGACUACUGGGAGAACUUGUACCAACAAGUGUUGAGAGCGGCAGGGCCAUGGCACAUCGUGUUCUUCCUGUUCAUCAUCUUCCUGGGGUCCUACUACCUGGUCAACCUGAUCCUGGCCAUCGUCGCCAUGUCCUACGACCAGCUCCAGAAGAAGGCGGAGGAGGAGGAAGAGGCAGCAUUAGCAGAAGAAGAGGCCAUCAGAGAGGCCGAGGAGGCGGCAGAGGCGGCCAUGAACCGCGCCACGGCAGGCCACGGCCGCCCUCCCGACGACCUGGGAGGAGACCCUGGCAGCAUCGCCAAAAGCCCCUCCGAGUUCUCGCGCGUCUCCUACGAAAUCUUCGUCAGCCAACGAGACCUCGAUGAAAACAAAGAGAAAAUAUCCCUAAGAAGUGAAGGAGGAGAGUCCAUAAACGAAACCAAAGCCAGAACCAAAGGAAGAAAGGCAAGCCUCAGUUUACCGGGGUCACCCUUCAACCUGCGACGAGGGUCGCGAGGUUCUCACCAAUUCACAUGGAGAACAACGAACGGCCGCCGUUUUGGCGACAAGAAGCCUCUUGUUCUGUCCACUUAUCUUGAUGCUCAAGAACACCUCCCGUACGCUGAUGAUUCAGCUGCUGUCACUCCAAUGUCUGAAGAGAAUGGAGCCAUCAUUGUACCAGUUUAUACGAAUCUUGGCUCUCGACACAAUUCAUACACAUCACACACGUCGCGUAUAUCUUACACCUCACACGGAGACCUCCUCAAUGGGAAGCCACUCACGAAAGAGAGCCAACUGAGGGCCAUUUCUCGCAACACCGCUGCCAACGUACCUGAGGAUGGAUCCAUGGAGCCUGAAGAAGCUCUCGCUCUCAAAUUGAAGAACCCGGAGACGAACCCUUUCAUCGACCCCAUCCAGAAGCAGACGGUCGUCGACAUGAGAGACGUAAUGGUGCUCAACGACAUCAUCGAGCAGGCAGCACAGCAACAUGGCCGCCUAAGCCGCGCCAGCGACCACGGAGAUUUGACAGAGGAAGACGAAGAAGAGCCUUUAGCUGCCAAGAUCAAGAAAAAAGUUAUUGAGUAUGGGAAGAGACUUAUUGAAAUAUUAUGCGUAUGGGACUGUUGCUGGCUGUGGCUUAAGAUUCAGCACAUUCUCGGUCUGAUCGUGUUCGAUCCGUUCGUUGAGCUCUUCAUCACGCUGUGCAUCGUCGUGAACACUCUCUUCAUGGCCAUGGACCAUCACGGCAUGAGACAAUCUUUUUCUGAUUUCCUUAAAAUGGGCAACUACUUCUUCACAGCAACGUUCACAAUCGAAGCCUUUACCAAGCUCAUGGCCAUGAGCCCCAAGUUCUACUUCCAAGAAGGCUGGAACAUCUUCGACUUCUUCAUCGUGGCUCUCUCUCUAAUUGAACUCGGUCUGGAGGGCGUCCAGGGCCUCUCUGUCUUGCGCUCCUUCAGAUUGCUCAGGGUGUUCAAGCUCGCUAAGUCCUGGCCCACGCUCAACUUGCUCAUCUCCAUCAUGGGCAAGACGGUGGGUGCCCUCGGCAACUUGACCUUCGUACUCUGCAUUAUCAUCUUCAUCUUCGCCGUGAUGGGCAUGCAACUCUUCGGCAAGAAUUAUACUGAAAAGGUCACAAAGUUCAAAUGGUCUCAAGACGGCCAGAUGCCGAGGUGGAAUUUCGUGGACUUCUUCCACUCGUUCAUGAUCGUGUUCCGCGUGCUGUGCGGGGAGUGGAUCGAGAGCAUGUGGGACUGUAUGUACGUGGGAGACUUCUCGUGCGUGCCUUUCUUCCUGGCCACGGUCGUCAUCGGCAACUUGGUCGUUCUGAACCUCUUCUUAGCCCUGCUGCUGAGCAGCUUCGGAGCCUCGAACCUCUCCGCUCCCACUGGUGACGGCGAACCUAAUAAAAUUGCUGAAGCUUUCGACAGAAUCGCCAGGUUCAAAGCCUGGGUCAAGCGAUCCAUCAUGAACUUCCUCAAAGGCAUAAGAGCGAAAAUUACCAAUCAAAUCAGAGAUCACACUCCAGACGAGUCAGUUGGUGAUGACGCGAGAGGCCUGACGCGAGACGCUGCCAACGUCGUGUCCAGCGCCGCUGCCAUGAACAACAGAAAGAUACCCAACAUGGCCGACGUCACCACCGUCGACAUACCCAUGGAUGGACUCGAUCUUGCGGACGGAAAGCUGAAGCAGACGCUGGCGACGAUCAACAACCGCUGCGGCCACAUCGGCAACUCGAUCAACAACCGCGACUUCCUCGAGAACGACUACACGAGCACGGCCAAGAUCAUGAGGCGGGAUGACGACGACAUGAGCGACGCUUCGCUCGGCUCGCACCGCAACAGAAAACUCAUGAGCGACUCGUGCAGCCAUAGAGGCUCCACCGAGUCCUUGGAGGACGAAGCCAAGAAAACCGCCAGCAAAGAUGAUCUAGAUGAUGAUUUUGACGCGAGUGGAGAAGAAGAGGAAGAGGAAUACGACGAGGAAGGCGAACCUCAAGAAGUACGGCCUGUCAUGGACACCGGCAGCGAAGAGGUUAUGGACUAUCCCUCGGACUGCUUCAAAGAAUCCUUCUACGUCAGAUUCCCGAUGUUUGCCGGCGACCCCGACUCGCCGUUCUGGCAAGGCUGGGCACACUUGCGCUACAAGACCUACCUGCUCAUCGAGAACAAGUACUUCGAGACGGCCGUCAUCACCAUGAUCCUGAUGUCGUCCCUUGCCCUCGCUGUAGAAGACGUCAACCUCGCCCACAAACCUGCCCUCAUCGACGUCCUCUAUUACAUGGACAGAAUUUUCACCGUGAUCUUCUUCAUCGAGAUGGCAAUCAAAUUCGUAGCGCUCGGAUUUGCGAAAUAUUUCACCAAUGCCUGGUGUUGGCUGGAUUUCCUUAUCGUCAUGGUGUCGCUCAUCAACCUGAUAGCAACGCUCGCCGGAGCCGGCAAGAUCCAGGCCUUCAAGACGAUGAGGACCUUGAGAGCCUUGCGCCCUCUGCGCGCCAUGUCCAGGAUGCAGGGCAUGAGAGUUGUAGUAAACGCGCUCAUCGGCGCCAUCCCGUCGAUCGUCAAUGUGCUGCUUGUGUGCCUCAUCUUCUGGCUCAUCUUCGCCAUCAUGGGAGUGCAGUUGUUCAACGGAAAAUACUUCAAGUGCAUGCAUCCGGAUGGGUAUCGGUGGUCGCAAGAAGACAUCCCCGACAUGAAGUCAUGCAAGGCGGGCAACUACUCCUGGGAGAACUCUGAGGUGCACUUCGACCACGUGCCCAUGGCCUACCUCGCACUCUUCCAGGUCGCCACAUGGAAGGGAUGGAUCCCCAUCAUGAACGACGCCAUCGACACCAACGGGCUGAACAACCAGCCGAUCAGAGAAGUUAACCUGUACAUGUACUUCUACUUCGUCUUCUUCAUCAUCUUCGGCUCAUUCUUCACACUGAAUCUCUUCAUCGGCGUCAUCAUCGACAACUUCAACGAACAAAAGAAAAAGGCAGGAGGUUCUCUCGAAAUGUUCAUGACAGACGACCAGAAGAAAUACUACAAUGCCAUGAAGAAAAUGGGUGGCAAGAAGCCUCUCAAAGCCAUACCCAGACCGCAAUUCAAACCUCAAGCAGUGGUUUUUGAGAUCGUCACGAGCAAAAAGUUCGACAUGAUCAUCAUGUUGUUCAUCGGAGUGAACAUGCUCACCAUGACGCUAGAUCACUACCAGAUGAGCCCAACUUGGACCAGCAUCUUGGACUCACUCAACUUGAUCUUCAUAUGCAUCUUCUCUUCUGAGUGUUUCUUGAAGGUUUUCGCUCUCCGGUGGCACUACUUCAAGGAGCCUUGGAACCUCUUCGACUUCGUUGUGGUCAUAAUGUCCAUCUUAGGCCUGGUGCUGAGCGACCUCAUCGAGAAGUACUUCGUGUCGCCCACGUUACUCCGAGUGGUGCGUGUGGCCAAGGUUGGUCGAGUUCUUCGUCUGGUCAAAGGAGCCAAAGGUAUUAGAACACUACUCUUCGCCUUAGCCAUGUCCCUGCCCGCGCUAUUUAAUAUUUGCCUCUUGCUCUUCCUUGUCAUGUUCAUCUUCGCGAUUUUUGGAAUGUCCUUCUUCAUGAACGUCAAGCACACCGGGGCCUUGGAUUCCGUCUACAGCUUCGAAACCUUCUUCCAGUCGUUCAUCUUACUUUUCCAAAUGAUGACCUCUGCUGGCUGGGACGGUGUUUUAUCCGGAUUGAUGAACGAAAAAGAAUGUGAUCCACCAGUUCCAGAAUUGGGCCUAUCCGGCAACUGUGGCAACCAGACUUUUGGGAUUGCGUUUAUUCUUUCAUACUUGGUGAUCAGCUUUCUAAUUGUCAUCAACAUGUACAUCGCUGUUAUCCUCGAGAAUUAUUCCCAAGCCACAGAAGACGUGGAAGAAGGGCUCACCGGUGACGACUACGACAUGUACUAUGAAAUUUGGCAACAAUUCGAUCCCAAAGGCACACAAUUUGUUCAGUUUUCCCAAUUAAGUGACUUCCUGGAUGUUUUGGAGCCUCCGUUGCAAAUUCAUAAGCCCAACAAGUACAAAAUUGUUUCCAUGGACAUUCCUAUUUGUAAAGGUGACAUGGUGUUCUGUGUUGAUAUACUUGAUGCACUGACCAAAGACUUUUUUGCGAGAAAAGGUAGCCCCGUUGAAGAGAGUGUUGACAUGGGCGAAGUUGCCCCUGCCGUUGACAGGCCAGGCUACGAGCCCGUAUCUUCUACGUUGUGGCGGCAGCGCGAAGAGUAUUGCGCUAGGCUAAUCCAGCAAGCUUGGCGCAGGCAUCGUCAAAAUAAGGACCAAUCCUCAUUGUCUGGUGGGGGUUCUCACGAAGAACUCAAGCAAGCGGACACUGCAGUACUCGUUGAAAGUGACGGUCAUGUUACAAAAAACGGCCAUAAAGUUGUUAUCCACUCGCGCUCACCGUCUCUAACAUCCCGAUCCACUGAUGUGUGAGGAGAGAGUGAGUAACAAGAGUAUUGAAUCACCAUGUUUUGUGGUCUGUCCUGCAAUGAAGGGCAGUCAAUUUUUUGGCUCAAAUUGCACCCGUCGAUUGAAAUGGAUUGUGCUCUUGGAGCGGAACACUUGAUUUCCUGGCCGUUGCAGGCAAAGGCUCUCAUUUUUGCACUUGGAGAGCCUAGCUCAGAGCUUUGCUCUAAGAGAUCCUUUGAAAUAAAGACCACCAGACCUGGUAACAUAGUUUUCUUGUUGAGCGCAUAUCUUAUAGAAACAAUGCCACAUCUGAAGUAUUAUGAAAACCAAUUUCUAGUUACAUAAUAUAUUACAUCCACAAAGAAUGUGUGAUACACCAUUGCCUUCAUUCCGAAUGGAAAGCGUGCAUAAUGCCGUGGAGCGAAGUUGAGGAGUUACAUGUAGAAUGUUAUGGUAGUGGUGACCACACAAAGUGUGUUGACUGCCUGUGUCUUGGUCGUUGUCCUCUAGUUAUGUUGGUAUCCCAUUUUGUUUCGUAAAAUUUGAGAGCAUGUUGAGUUUUGUUGCUCGUGGUGUGCCCCGCUGGCUACUUUGUAGCUUAUUUUUAGGAUGUUAGUUAAACUUCAUUUUAUUUUUGUGCCGUUCGAUUUUUUUUCUCAUGUUCCAAAAUACUAUCUCUUUCACCAAUUUCCUUUUUUUCAGUAAUUUUUACAACCACGUUUGCUUUUUUGUUGGAAUCUUUGUUUCGUCCAGGCCUCUCUUCCGUCCUAUCUUCCUUCCGUCCUCAUUUUAGUUUUUGCAUCUUAAGUUGCUAGUUAGCUGAGCCUAGCGCUCGUCGACCUAAUGAAGUGCUUGUUAUGCUGCUGUCGGUGCUCGGGCGCCGCCUCCCUGCCUAUAGUUGUUACAUUUAUUUAAAAACUGGCUUGCCUGGUUUUUGAUGGCCUUAACUAUCUAGAAUAAUUGACAUGGAUCAUUUAAAGCACAAUAUUGUAUGUCAACACGCUAUUAUUUAUAUGAGAAUUAUAAUAACCGUUGAAAGUAAGUGAUGAAUCAUUACCGUAAGGUUAUGCUGUGCAUAAUUCUGUACCACUGAAAGAUGUAACUCUUCAUGGCUCUAAGAAAAAAUUCUGAAUAAUAAUACGCUUUUGCAUGGAAUCUAGCACAGGUUAAAAUGUAGGUGAGUGCAGCCUGUAUAUGAGAGCUGAGGCUGAGCCUUGCAUCGAAGGGAAGAGAGGCGCAUGCCUCUUUAAUCUUAAGGUUGUCUUCUUCCCAGUUAGCAACCUUAGCAUUACUCGGCAUGCUCCCAGGCUUCUCAAUCCUCUUCCUCAAGUGAUUGGGUUGUCUGAACUGACGUUUUCUUCCCUGAGUAAUGUUACCCUUCCCUGAGAUGCGACACUCCCCUCUCUCUAUGCUCGUGGUUUUAUUCUUCAAUGUUGCCUCUUCUGCUACGCAACACCACUGCUGUGUCUUUCAUUAUCUUUUGGCUUCAUUUACUCUAAACUGAACAAGGUUACUCUAAAACUUUAGCCAAAUCGAUUAUCUGCGUGAGUCGAAAGGCAGAUUUUCUUCUAGCCAUAGAGUUUGCUGAUAUUUGCUUCUUAACAUUCGACCACCUUUCACUAUCAAAUUUAAUGAAAUUGCCAGAUCUUCGUAUAUUUCGGUAAAAUGUAGCGGCAUCAGACUUUUAUGACGAACAUCGAAUGCUAUAGUCAGACUGUUACCAGAUUUAUGAAGUGAGGGUAUUUUUUCUCGGCUAAUUUUGAUCAGUCUAAAGAUGCACUACCCACUUGUAAGCUUACUUUAUGAAAUCAUCCAUUCAAAGUCAUGCCUCAAAAUGUUUGGAUCACAGAAUCUUGUGCUAAUCAGAUUGAUGUUUCAAUAAUGCAAAAUCUACUGGCUUGAAUUUCACAACUGUGACUGAUGAACGAAAUCUUAUCAUAGAUAUUAAGUGAUCCUUUCCUUUGACAUCCUUUACAUCAUGCAUCAAUUUGUGUCUUAUCGGGCUGUCAGUCCCAAGAACUUGAUCAAAUAUUUCAUAAUCUUAUCUGAACCAUUAUCGUUUUGACAUUUAUAGUCAAUAAACCCUUUCCCAGCGCCGCGGGCGGCUGGUAAUUUGAGACUUUAAAUGAAAUCAUUGGUAUAACUGUUUGGCCAGUCGGGUUCCUCAAUCAUCUUUACGCCCUCCUACUACUUCUUUUCUUUCUCAUUCUUUCCUCUUCUUGUACAAAUUUUACAGGUGAUUUAGGUCAAGUUUUUCCAAAAUGUCACUGUUUGUUUUCUUAUCUUCGUCCUCCCUUCAGACUCGUCUGGAGAAAUAUUCGUGUUAUAAAUUUCAGUGGUCAAUGCAGACCCUCGCUGCAUCAAUCCAUGCGAAUUUCCUCAUUGUAAUCUCACUUCCAGACAGAUUUCAUCCGUUUACAAAUGCCUUUCACGUAAGAUUUUACUUCAAUAGUCAAACUGGCAUCGCUACAUUCGUAUCUUUCAAUCGCAUUGCUCGCACUUGGUUUAAAUGUUUUGAAUUUCUCAGUUUGUACUAUAAUAUCUGUAAAUAUUGCGUCAUCGAAUAAAUUUUUGAUAAUUUACCACGAACCAAACUAGCUUGUUUGAUUUUCCUCAAAGCCAGAAGAAAGAUGAUCUAGCGAGGUGUAGAGCAGGACCAAGCUUCCAAGCUCCUGGUGUCAUGGGAGUUGCGGUCGCCGCUUCACGUUUCCAACCCAAGUGACACUCUCAACUUCACUUCCUAUCCACUUCAUCUUUGCUUUAUAUUCACUACCUGAAUUUAUCUUAUUGUCACUUAUUCCUUCAUUCCUAUUCUUUACUUUUUUCCGGUUUGUUUUUGAUUGAAGCGUUGCUUGUUCUUCGUGAUUUGCUUUAAGGUAUUACUUUUCCGGUAAUACUUAUUCGUUGCUGAGUAACUGUAACGCAAAAAUAUUUCUUCUACUCGUAAAUUGUUAUACAUAGAGAAUUUUCUUAAAUUUUAUGAUCGACUAUGUUCCAAUACUUCAGAUUAGAAAUACGUCUUUUAAGAUGGGUUAACUUACCUAGAUAAACUCCAUAUCCAGGGAGGUAAUACGAGUUUUUCAUUGCGUUUUACAUAGGUAAGCUUUCCAUGUGAUUACCUUGCACGUAUGGUGGCAUGAGAUGUCAUUCUCAAAUAAUUCUCAAUUUAUUUCACAGUCCCUCCUAUUUACAAGAAAUGAAGUUCAGUAUGAGUAAUUAUUAUGCUAUUAUAAACCAAUUGCAAUGUCUUGAAAUGCAGGACUACCUUAGCUGAGUGUCACUAUUAGCUUGUACAUAUUCCUAGUGAAUAUUGUUAUACAAUGAAUCUAUUUUCAUAAUACUAUAUUUGUAAAUGAGUUUGAUGAGUGUGUCUAUCCUAUGCCAUUAGUUCUCUUGCACAUUUUAAUACGGCACUCGCUAAGUUCGAGAAGAUAGUGACGCAGGGUUCCUUUAGAUCGCAACUUAGUUCCAGUAUUGUAGUAGAUUUUAUGUGCUUGUUGUGUGCAUGAAUAGUCCUGAGCUGAGCUUGAGCUGUGCGCAUGCUAUCAUUGAACACGAUGCUUAUACAUGAACUGUGCGCAUGCCAUCAUUGAACACAAUACUUUUCAAGAUAGGACGCACUUGAUCUCUAAGCAGUAUUUAGGAAUAAUAUCCAAUUCACCUUUCGAGUAAAGGACACCAUUUAUGAGAAAUGGAUCGAGUGCGUCCUAUUAGAGAUUUUUGUAACGUAUGUUUUCAUCCUGCACAACUACACACACGCUCUCCGAGCUGUUGAUGUUAGUGCGCUUCUUAGUGUCACAUAUUCGCUCAAGUAGACACAAGUCAAACCGUUGUCAAGGUCGUUUCGUGUUGCUGAUCUGUCAUUUUCACGGGACUGCAAUGUCUAUCUUGCCUGAGGACUUCACUGAUACCAGGAGCUAGGAAAGCUUCUCCUUAUCGCAAUGAUGCGUGCACCCCGCUGGCUGGACUAGCCCCCGCUGUCCCCUCCACAAGGAGCGGAGGGCGGGGCGUGGUACAAAAUUAACAGAAAUAACAAAGACCAUUACUGAAAUAAGAGAAGAAAAAUCCAACUCGGGUGUCUGAAAUAAAUGCAAGGAGCAAUUCCUCAAUACAGUGCAUGUAACAUCAAAUGGUUUGGCUGAUUCAACGGCGACCAUGAUUAGUCUGAAAGCUUGAAAAGUCUAAGAUAUUUUAUUUAGGAGUGUAUUCAUCUCACCAGAGUUAUCAUUAGCUCCUCUAUAGCGAACGAAGGUGAAGACUUUAAGGAGCAGCAUCCACCGACCUGUCCGCGCCUCGACACAACUUCAAGAUGGCGACGUGUUCGGUAUUCCAUUUCUGGCAGUUUUGCUGAAUAGAAUUUGUUGUAGUUUCAUUAUAAUUGGUAAAGCAAGCUGUGGCUGCUGCUCUUGUGAUAUGUGCUUUUCUAUUAGAGUCAAGCUGCUAGUCAAUUCUUUACAUCUUUUGCUGCGGUAUUCGAAGUUUAUUUUGGCUACGGCGAGUUUCCAACUGAAGAAUUUUUUCAAACUAUGAAGACUUCUGGCUUAAUUCGAAGUGAAUGUUAAAAUGAUGCAUAGAUUUGCAAUAUUCUGUGCUUAUAGGUGCCAUAAUAUAAUUUUUUGUUGGGUGAAGAGACCAAUUUAAAAUAGCCGCUCAGAAUCUGACUUUUGUGAAAGAUAUGUUUAUCAGAAAGGCUCGUAUGAAUAAGCUUUUUAUUGAUGGAUGGCUACUGCGAUGUAUAACUAUAUAAAUAACUUUACAGACACGACGACACUUCAUUAACUUCAGACCUUGACACUUCAGUCAAGGUCUUAUAUGCCUAGCUUAAGAUACUAUUGGCAUAUUUUUAUAUUACGCUUCGUAAAGCUUUGUCAUUGUGUCGUCCUGAGGACUUUAAUUGUGUUGCCAGUUGGUUUGCCUGUGACGUCAUAUGCUUGUUCUCAUAUUGAUGCCGUCCCGUCUUGCCUCCUGUACGAGACUGGCGCUUACCUUUACUCUCAAGCCAGAAAUUUUCUAAGUGUAUGCGUGAGCUUUUUAUAUGAUGUUGCAGUUAAUCUACAUGCCCAGCUACGUGCUUUCCACUUGUGAUAACGUCCCCUUUUCUCUGACGAACCAAUUGCUCCGUCGUUAUUGAACAUAAUUUGCCGCUGUGUGGACAGAGGCUGUCGUGUCCCUACGCUCCCUCUCGCUUUUCCCGCGCAGGCUCAAUCGGCGCCGCAUUCCUUCCAUGCAUGCGCGGUGUCGCAGCGUAUAUCUAGCCUGAAUUUCGUCCUCAGUUCAACCUCGGUUACGCGCUGUCGGCUUAGCUUUAGCCUGAAUUUCGUCCUCAGUUCCGCUCCGGUUACGCGCUUGAUCGUUAAGUAGCAUUAGCGAUAUCGUCCUCAGUCCCUCCUCGGUUACGCGCUUUAUCGUUAAGUAGCGUAAGCCUAAAUUUCGUCCUCAUUUCCGCCUCAGCUGCUCGCUGCAUCGUUGGGUAGCUUUAGCCUGAAUAUCGUACUCAGUUCCACCCUGGUUAAGCAGCCUCAACCAUCCGCCCUUACCCACACCCUCCUGCUUCAAACUGCACUCCCUCCAGCACUUCGAGGCCUAAAGGAACAUUUGGUUACCUAUACGCCCGUUUAACGCCUUAGAACCUUGCAAGAUCGUUCGCUCUUUCAAAUUAUUUUAUUGUUAAGAAUGAGUAUGAAAAUUCAAUUUAAUAAUCUAAUGACUAUGCGAUGUUUGUACACAUAUCUUUUAAUAUUAUACUCAAUUUUUACUGUUGGAUUAUAGCUUUAUUGAGCGAGUGUGAAGUGAAGUCUUCUGUAGCUUUUUCGGUCCCACACUAAUGUAUUCAAGCUUUAAAAAGAAAGACCUACCUAAUUUAAGAACCGCCUCCCCUGUAACUCUUAUAAGCUGUUCAUUUGAUUAAUAACUUGAGAUUCUUUACGAAUAUAAUAAGAAAGAUUUAUGUUGCACGUAAUGAGUACGGGCCCAACGCGUUGCAGCGUCCAUAGUAAGAGUCCAUUACUUUUGUAUAAUAUUAGCAACAUGAAAAGGACCAAGUAACUCGCCUGCUAUGUUCGCGCAUGUCGCCUGCCUCUCAGCUGCUACAAGCCUAUGUGCUCUUGUUUACGCCGUGUGUCUCUCUAUAGCUGCGUUGUUCUCUAACCUCACGGCAUCCACUCAAUAAAUUAGAUUAGCUUGCAGUUUCGAGCUACGGUUAAAUAGCUUUUAGGCUCUUGUUGACGAUUGUGACGACAUAGAAGUUAAUAUGAGAGCGAGUCUUUACGUCUCCCUCUUCGAUAUGAAUUUUAAGAGUGGAUAAUUACACGGCACUAUUGCUGGCAUAAUGGCGCUCCCGACAUUUUUAUUCAGCACAAUUUGUUCACUUUUUGCAUUAAUAAUAAUGCUAUACUAUACCUAGACAUUACGGUUAUUACAAUUAUUUUUAUUGCUAUAAAUGCAUCGUAAUCGUAAGAAGCGGAGACUAUGCGGAACUACGUAGCAAGCCUCUAAAUAAAGCUCGUGGUGAUGGUCUGAUUAUGCAAGGGAUUUUUUUAGAACUCAUUUUACGAUUUAACCAGCGAGCUCGUCGCCCAGUUUACUGUAGGGUCCUGAACAUAUCCGCAAUACACUUUUACUAUUGCGAAAUUGUUUCCCUCUCUGACAAAGUUUCUAAACAAUUCAAAAUCUUUGGGUCACUGAAUAAAAUAGUUAUCCAACAGUCAUGUGGAAACACGACCACCAUAAUCUCAACUAGAAAACUCCAGCAGCAUCUGUACCUAAGAAAGAAACAUGAUCCAGGGACCAGGUAUUGGCACCUCCGAAAUAAUAUCGGUACAUUGUAGUCUGAUGUCAUUAUCGAUAUGCAAAAUUUAGAACCGUACCCCUUCAACUGAGCAGCGUUAUAUAUGUCAGAGGCGAUCGUUGGUGAAUACACGCAAUGUGAUAUUCAGUAGCUAGUUUGAUACGCGUGGCCCGUCUCCCGAACAGCUUCAUUAUUUCACUAACAAAGGGGGCGUCUUUUGCUAAUAAACUCUAUAAUAAA
Messenger RNA from Hyalella azteca, 14973 nucleotides. RefSeq names its product sodium channel protein para (gene para). Gene Ontology annotation, cellular component: voltage-gated sodium channel complex; plasma membrane. Gene Ontology annotation, biological process: membrane depolarization during action potential; sodium ion transmembrane transport; neuronal action potential. The record is from RefSeq and is a predicted model, not a curated record. The coding region runs from base 1815 to 7970 and encodes 2051 amino acids. The transcript has 33 exons. Lineage: Eukaryota; Metazoa; Arthropoda; Malacostraca; Amphipoda; Hyalellidae. Gene Ontology annotation, molecular function: calcium ion binding; voltage-gated sodium channel activity.